UCUCGAGGAAAGCAAAUUAACUACCAACAUCUGUUAAAUAGAUUGAUACCAAACAUUUGACUUUGUUCUGCUAUUAGUAUUGGAUAAGUUUGACCGAUGUUAAUGGACUCAUUUAUUUCUUCUUUUGUUUUUGUUUGUAGUUGAUGGUGCCAGUAUUCCAUAGAAGCUGCAAAGAGAUGGUUGAUGAGUGGGAGAAGGUGGUGAAAUCUGAAGGAAUCACCUCUUGUGAAUUGGAUGUGUGGCCUUAUUUACAGAAUAUGACUUGUGAUGUAAUUUCCAAAACAGCAUUUGGAAGCAGUUAUAAAGAAGGGUCGAGAAUUUUCGAAUUGAUUAGAGAAAUGGGCACUCUUAUUGUACAGAUUGCUCGACAAAUCUAUAUACCAGGAUGGAGGUACGUAAAAAUAUGAAGCAUAUCUUCUAUAAAAACAAUUUGUUCAGGAUUUAGAAAUUUGAAUUUUUCUACAUUCUUGAACUAUAAAACAAUUUCUCUUUGACUUUCGCUUGACUCGUAAUAAGAAAAUCAUUGAUUUAUGCCCAAACAUAUAUAAACACUCAUAUGCCAUCAUUUGAAGAAUAAAAGUUCGAGUUAUUAGAAUUGACAAUUUUCCUUUUUUGUAUAUUCUUCUUAAUUACUCAUGAUCUCCAGGUUUGUACCAACCAAGGUAAACACUAGAAUGAAACUAGUGCACAAGGAGAUUCAAGAAUCAAUGGAGGGGAUCAUCAACAAGAGACAGAAAGCAAUGAGAAUGGGCGACGACGCUGUCUCCAACAACGACUUGCUCGGUCUGCUGUUGGAAUCAAACAACAAAGACGGGUAUAUGACAAUAGAGGAAGUGAUCGAGGAAUGCAAGUUGUUCUAUUUCGCCGGGCAAGAGACUACCUCCACAUUGCUGGCUUGGACAAUGAUCCUUCUGAGCAAGUACCCCGCAUGGCAAGAACGUGCAAGACAGGAGGUCUUGCACGUUUUAGGCACCGAUCUUAACAUUGACUUCACCGCCCUCGACUCGAGCAGUCUCAGCCAGCUUAAGACCAUGACCAUGAUCAUAUACGAGGUCCUCCGACUGUAUCCCCCGGCAACACAGUUGAUUCGUGUUGUCGAGAGAGAUACAAAGCUGGGUGAUUUCGUUCUGCCCGCGGGAACUCAGAUGGCCCUACCGGCGAUCCUCAUCCACAAGGACCCCGAGAUCUGGGGGGACGACGCGGGGGAGUUCAACCCAGAGAGAUUUGCCGACGGGAUUUCCAAGGCGACGAAGAACCACAAUCAACAGGGUGCUUACUUCCCCUUUGGAUGGGGUCCUCGGAUUUGCAUUGGCCAGAGUUUUGCUAUGAUGGAGGCUAAGAUGGCUUUGGCAAUCAUACUGAAGAGGUUUUCCUUCGAGCUUGCGUCGUCAUAUGUCCAUGCUCCUUCCACAGAGGCCCUUACGCUCCAGCCACAGUUUGGUGCUCGACUCAUCCUUCAUAAGCUUUGAACAAAAACUAGUUGAUCGGGAUUUAAUUCCUUGGGUAGAAUCAGUUGCUUUUGUAUGCAUGUGAGCAAUACAUUACUAUGAAAUAAACUUCUCCCUUUAGAGAUCACAAUAUUGCCUGGAAUUCCACGAAGAAUAGUUUGGUAAUUAUUAGAGAUCACAUGUUCAAAUAUUUUUAGUAGCAUCCAAUUAAAACGAAAAACCAAACCGUAUCACCCUUAUGAAAAUAAAACAUCAAGAAUCUCUCACCUUCAUUACAGAACUGCUCACGAGUCACGAGUGAAAAGUGAAAACAUUCCUUUGCUCUCUGUUGUAUUUGAAACUUUGCUUUGGAUUUGUGAGACUCGGUUUAUAACCAUGGAGCCAAAGCCAAACUUUAAGAAACUGUAAUUAACAAAGAACGGGCUGAAACUAACUAAAAGAACUAGUCUAUAGUUAGUAACUUGAAAAUUGUGUUAUCUUUUCCUAUUAUUUAAGAAAACUAGUUGCAUUGUCGAUAAUAAAUAAAUUGCUCUCAAUUAGGGGUAAACAAAUAUAUGGUUCACACCGAAUUGAAUUGUAAAAAAUCGAUAUUUGGACCGAAUAUAUAUUGAUUUGGUUUUGAUCACAUACUAUUUUGAAUAUGAAAAAAGUGGACCAAAAUUAAAUUUGAUUCACAUCAAAUCUAGCUAAACAUGUCUUGCUUCUGUCCGAGUCCUCAUUUUUUUCUUUAAUUACAGCUGAUAUUAUCUUGAUUCGAUCUGGUUCCGAACCAAAUUUACUGAUGUCCACCUGUCAUCUCUAACAACUUGAUUAUGUACCAAUAUUAAAUAGAGUAUUUUCUAGCUAUGUACAUACAUAUAGUUGUGGAAAUGAUUGGUUGAUUUCUUUGAUUGAUAGAAUGAAUUAGAGAUAUUAAUACAAGAGUGAUACAUGAAUAUUAAUUGCUGAAGGAGACUUUGGCAGUGAUAUAGUAAGGCAAAGGCUACAUCAGUGGGUCAUAUUCCCCAUCGGUAUUAGUCAUAGACCAUUAUAUUUAUAUAUGUCUAAAUUAAACUCGACCCAUCAAACUACGAACAUGAUGACGUUGGAACAUAAUCUAAUCUGGUCUGGGAAAACAUUAAUCGCACAGAUAAAUAUACGUCAUAAUCAAUUUUGGACGUGGUGACGAUUAUUUGAUUUAUUAAUAUUUAAUAAUACGCUUCUGGAGGAAAAUGACUGAGCGAAGGCAAAGUGAGAAGCUUUAAUAUGGACUCUCGGCUCCCCACUUACGAAUUACGACAAAGCAAACACGUGGCUCUCUCCAUAUUGCCACAAACAUAUGGCCAAUUUUCCUUAGGCAGCUCAUAGCCUCAUAUACAUACCCAUCCUUUUCUUAAAAUAAAUUAAGUUUAUAGUU
This is a messenger RNA of Linum trigynum, 2844 nucleotides long. Lineage: Eukaryota; Viridiplantae; Streptophyta; Magnoliopsida; Malpighiales; Linaceae. The record is from the annotation of a GenBank genome assembly.